AUGCGCGCACGCGCACACCAACCCACGAGGAUACACCACCGUGUCGUUACCGAGGGUGGGCAAAGACUGCAGGAGUGGGAGAAAGCAAAGAAAAAGGACGAUCGUGGGGUGAGUGGGUGGGGGGCUGCCAGAAAAAAACGUGGUUAAGGGGGCGGGGCUUGUGUGCCCGACAGAGAGGAGCGUCCACGCAUUCCUCAGAGUCACUUUUUAGAAACACGCAUAAAAAAACGAGGGGAAGAGAAAUCGACGACUGCCAUGAACGGUCUUCGGCACGGAUCUCAUUUACUACACGCGUGUCCGCGCGCGUCAAGCAGCCCCACGCCCGGAUCUGCCGCGUGCGCCAUCCACACGCAACUGCGAGGCGCGCUAGCUGUGCGCACACGCCAACACGACGGCAGCCUGCCAGCCUCCCUUUCCCUCCUCCGGCCUUUCCCUCCGGCUGCUGACCCCCGGCCGGCCCUGCCGAGCUCCGCGCCCCGCCCAGGCCCCGCCGGCCCCCGCGGCGCCUCCCACACCCACCCGGGUUCGCGCCGUACGAAGCUGCUUUCCGACGCUCGGCAAGGGAAGCGCGCCAAGGUCGGGACCACCGAUCGGGCCCGGAACCGCGUGGCAAGCAGCGAGGACGGGUAG
Molecule: messenger RNA, 630 nt
Organism: Podarcis lilfordi (Lilford's wall lizard)
Lineage: Eukaryota; Metazoa; Chordata; Lepidosauria; Squamata; Lacertidae
Source: the annotation of a GenBank genome assembly